This is a messenger RNA of Cornus florida, 3916 nucleotides long. RefSeq names its product pyruvate, phosphate dikinase, chloroplastic. The transcript is spliced from 21 exons. The record is from RefSeq and is a predicted model, not a curated record. NCBI's taxonomy places the organism in Eukaryota, Viridiplantae, Streptophyta, Magnoliopsida, Cornales, Cornaceae. Gene Ontology annotation, molecular function: pyruvate, phosphate dikinase activity; ATP binding; kinase activity. The coding region runs from base 153 to 3083 and encodes 976 amino acids. Gene Ontology annotation, biological process: phosphorylation; pyruvate metabolic process.
GAAAAUAAAAUAAAAAGAAUUAAUAAUUACAAAUUAAAAAAUGAAAAAUGAAAAAAGAGACCAGAAGAAACCAACGGCCAUCUCUGUUUCACACAGCGCUCUGAGACUGAACAAAAGAGUUCAACUUGACGGAAAAAAAGAAUUAUUGGAAGAUGUCUUCAGUAGUGAAAAACAUGGUGAUAAGACACACAAACGAUGUACAUGCUCAAAGACUACUACUAGUGUUGAAGGAAAAGUGUGUUGAUCAGAUUGAUGUUGUUAGAGGGAACCGUACUGCGUCGUUUCAUGUGAGCCAGUGGUCCGGUAAAGUGCGAGUCACUCGUUGUCAGGACUCGCAAAGCAAUACAAAUGGAUUCGCCUUUGGCGCCACAAAGUCCAAGAGACGCGAGCCACCACUUCGGACCCGGUCUCGCUCGCAAGCCAUUCUCACCCCACUAUCUGACCCGACACCAACCACCAAAAAGAGAGUAUUUACUUUUGGCAAAGGAAAGAGUGAAGGCAACAAAGGCAUGAAGUCCUUGUUGGGAGGUAAAGGAGCAAACUUGGCAGAAAUGGCAAGCAUUGGGCUGUCAGUGCCACCAGGGCUUACAAUAUCAACAGAAGCAUGCCAAGAGUAUCAACAGAAUGGCAAGAAGCUACCUGAUGGACUGUGGGACGAGAUAACGGAAGGUUUGAAGAGUGUGGAGAAGGAUAUGGGGGCUUUCCUUGGCGAUCCGGCCAAGCCACUCCUCCUCUCUGUUCGCUCUGGUGCUGCGAUAUCUAUGCCUGGUAUGAUGGACACUGUGCUCAACCUUGGACUAAACGAUGAAGUGGUUGCUGGUUUGGCUGCAAAAAGUGGAGAGCGGUUUGCAUAUGAUUCAUACAGACGGUUUUUGGACAUGUUCGGAGACGUUGUAAUGGGAAUUUCACACUCAUUAUUUGAGGAAAAGUUAGAAAAGUUGAAAAAUGAGAAAGGAGUGGGGCUUGAUACCGAUUUAAAAGCCUCUGAUCUUAAAGAGCUGGUGAAACAAUAUAAGAGUGUCUACCUGGAAGCUAAGGGUGAAAAGUUUCCCUCAGACCCAAAGCAGCAGCUACAGUUGGCUGUCAACGCGGUAUUUAAUUCCUGGGAUAGCCCCAGGGCCAUUAAAUAUAGGAACAUUAACCAGAUAACUGGGUUAAAAGGAACUGCAGUGAACAUUCAAUGCAUGGUGUUUGGGAACAUGGGAAACACAUCAGGAACUGGUGUUCUGUUCACUAGGAACCCAAGCACUGGUGAAAAGAAGCUCUAUGGGGAGUUUCUGAUCAAUGCUCAGGGAGAGGACGUUGUUGCUGGAAUUAGAACUCCGGAGGACUUGGACACUAUGAAGAGUUGCAUGCCUGAAGCUUACAAAGAGCUUGUGGAGAAUUGUGAAAUUUUGGAGCGACAUUACAAAGAUAUGAUGGAUAUAGAGUUUACUGUUCAGGAGAAUAGGCUCUGGAUGCUGCAAUGCCGAGCAGGCAAGCGCACAGGUCAUGGUGCAGUGAAGAUUGCUGUGGACAUGGUUAAUGAAGGGCUCGUGGACACUCGUACAGUAGUUAAGAUGGUGGAGCCACAGCAUCUUGACCAACUGCUUCAUCCACAGUUUGAGAAUCCUUCUGCUUACAAAGACCAAGUGAUCGCUAUGGGCUUGCCUGCAUCUCCUGGAGCAGCUGUGGGGCAGGUUGUAUUCAGCGCUAACGAUGCUGAAACAUGGCAUGCACAGGGAAAGACUGUCAUCUUGGUACGGACAGAAACCAGUCCAGAGGAUGUUGGUGGUAUGCAUGCUGCCACUGGAAUAUUGACAGCUAGAGGCGGCAUGACAUCUCAUGCAGCUGUUGUAGCCCGUGGGUGGGGAAAGUGUUGCGUUUCAGGUUGUGCGGAGAUUCGUGUGAAUGAAGCUGUGAAGGUCGUUGAUUGUGGAGGCAAGGUUAUCAGGGAAGGUGACUGGCUUUCACUCAACGGAUCUACAGGAGAAGUGAUCUUGGGUAAACAGCCACUCUCUCCUCCAACUCUAAGUGGUGAUUUGGAGAUUUUCAUGUCUUGGGCUGAUAAAAUAAGGCGUCUCAAGGUUAUGGCAAAUGCUGACACACCUGAAGACGCACUAACAGCACGAGAAAAUGGUGCUCAAGGAAUUGGACUUUGUCGAACGGAGCACAUGUUCUUUGCUUCUGAUGAGAGGCUAAAGGCCGUGAGAAAGAUGAUAAUGGCAGUUACGGUCGAACAGAGGAAGGCAGCACUAAAUGUGCUGUUGCCUUAUCAACGAGCUGAUUUUGAAGGCAUUUUCCGUGCAAUGGAUGGUCUUCCCGUGACAAUCCGACUGUUAGACCCUCCACUCCAUGAAUUUCUACCAGAAGGUGACUUAGAGCAGAUUGUUGGUGAACUAACUGCAGAAAGUGGCAUGAGUGAAGAUGAUGUAUACUCAAGAAUUGAGAAAUUAUCAGAAGUAAAUCCCAUGCUUGGUUUCCGUGGCUGCAGGCUGGGGAUAUCGUACCCAGAGCUAACUGAAAUGCAGGUACGUGCAAUCUUGCAGGCUGCUGUGUGUAUGAGCAACCAGGGUGUUACUGUCUAUCCCGAGAUAAUGGUUCCCCUUGUUGGAACACCGCAGGAACUAGGACAUCAAGUGAAUUUAAUUCGCAGUGUUGCAAAAAAAGUAUUUUCGGAGAUGGGUACCUCCUUGAGCUAUAAAGUGGGGACCAUGAUUGAGAUUCCUCGAGCUGCUCUUGUUGCAGAUGAGAUUGCGAAAGAAGCAGAGUUCUUCUCUUUUGGCACCAAUGAUCUCACCCAAAUGACAUUUGGGUACAGUAGAGAUGAUGUUGGCAAGUUUCUCCCUAUAUACCUAUCCAAAGGCAUUCUCCAAAAUGAUCCAUUCGAGGUUCUUGAUCAGAAAGGUGUGGGCCAACUUAUCAAGAUUGCCACGGAAAGGGGUCGCAGAGCAAGGCCUAGCUUGAAGGUUGGAAUAUGUGGAGAGCAUGGAGGGGAGCCUUCUUCUGUUGCAUUUUUUGCAGAGGCUGGACUGGACUAUGUCUCGUGUUCUCCGUUCAGGGUGCCUAUUGCUAGGCUAGCUGCAGCUCAAGUUGCUGUGUGAUAGACUGGUCUGCAAGAAAAUUUGAGAAGUGGACUAUCUCGAACACCUCUCUGCGACUUUGUGCAGUUGUAAAUAAAUAACCUUGUUAAUAGAAAAGUCACAUUCACAUAGUAAAAGGGUGGAAUACUAGUGUUUAAUGUUAUAGAAGUGAAGUCUAUAGUGAAAAUCCUCAUGUUGAGAGAUACUGUAUCUGAAAUUUAUGUACUGUAGACAUUCUCUAUCUAUAUAUGUUUUUGUUUCCAAUAAAUUUCCAAAACACAGUGUUCUUUCGAUAAUUGGAUUCUAUUUCUUUUUCUCAUUUGGAUGAGCAAUCUUACAUGAAUUUUGUGUUCUUAUCGAGAAAUUAUUGUACAUGACUGUCCAUACACCUCAAAUUAAGGGACAUUGUGAUUUUAGUAUUGAUGAUGGAUUUAUGUUAAGUCAUGUGAAUAUAUAGUAGUGUUUGAAAAAGAAAAACCAGAGCCAUAGUAGGUGAAAAGUUGAGAUUUUGUUAGAUGGGACAACACUAUUUCUUUAAAUAUUAUAAUUGUAAUAGUUUUAAGAUUGGGAUGUAAAUUUGAGAGGAGGAUUGUAUUAUUUGAUUUUAUUAGUGGAGAUUUGUCAGCUGUAUCAAUAGUUGGAAACGUACUUUGUUGAGUGGAUAGUUAUUGGUUGUGAAUUCUCCCUAUACAUUGAACCUUUUGGUGCUAUUACUAGUUGAUUUCUCUAAUUCACAGUUUAAUUGUAUCUGUAACCUAACAAAGUAGUACAAGAGCUAGGUGCCCCACAAAUGAAAUCAGAAACAUAGAGUUGUUGCAAAAAUAACAUUAAAAAAAAAAAAAAAAAAAAAAAAA